UAAUUGUAGCGAAGAAAUUGAGAUAGCGCAGCAGAUAAGCAACUAAUAGUUGUGUCUGAGAAAAUAGUAGUGAUUCAGAGACGCUAAGAGUAUCCCACAAGCAGAAGCUGUUAUCGGGCAAGGCCAGCGUCCAUAAAAUAAUCGUGACAAUAUGUCAGCCGAGGAGCUGGCGCCAAUUAACGAGCAGGACUUGAAGGAUCUGAAGCAGCGGAUGAAAUUAAUAGCUGAGGCCGAUCCCAGCCAGUAUCACAAUGAGUUCUCGCUGCGACGUUAUCUGCGCGCCUUCAAGACCACAGAUGACGCAUUCCAAGCCAUAUUGAAGACGAACAAGUGGCGUGAAUCGUAUGGCGUUGCCAAGCUGCAUGAGAUGGACCGCAGCCAGUUGGAUAAUAAGGCGCGGCUGUUGCGGCAUCGCGACUGCGUUGGCCGUCCCGUCAUCUACAUUCCGGCCAAGAAUCACAGCGCAUCGGCCCGUGACAUCGAUGAGCUGACCCGUUUCAUUGUCUACAAUCUGGAUGAGGCGUGCAAGAAGUGCUUCGAGGAGGUCACCGAUCGUCUGUGCAUCAUCUUCGAUCUGGCCGAGUUCAGCACCUCGUGCAUGGACUAUCAACUGGUGCAGAAUUUAAUCUGGCUGCUGGGCAAACACUUUCCGGAACGAUUGGGCGUCUGUCUAAUCAUAAAUGCCCCCGGAAUCUUCUCCACCGUUUGGCCGGCAGUUCGUGUGCUGCUGGACGAUAACACCGCGAAGAAGGUGAAGUUCGUUAGUAACGAGGUGGAUCUGUGUCAAUAUGUGAUACCGGAUAUUUUACCAACGGAUAUGUAAAAACAUAUAUAUAUAUAUAAAUAUUAUGACAUUCUUUUGUUGCAAUUAGUCAUAGACAAACAUAUCUCCAUAUGAGGCACUCUUGACAUUAUACACUAAGAGCAGGCAACGUGUACCUACUAGAAACCAGUACCUAAUCAGCUGUAUUUAAUAUAGAUGCAUAUAUCUAUCUAUCUAUAUUUAUACAUCUAACUAUAUAUAUAUGUAUUUAUAUAUAUAUAUAUCUAUCGAGGAGGAGGCUUCUGAAAAGCUUUUACAGAGUUUGUACUCCACACACAUAUAUAUUGUUUAUAAAAUGAAUGUCUUUAACUUGUAGUUGCGUACGUUGUUUGUAAUUGCAUUGUGCAUAUUAUGAAAUAUUUUAGAUAAGUAUUUAUCUAUGCAUAUUAUUGUUUAUAAUAUCUAUAUAUAUGUGAGUAAUCAUAUUGGUAUACGUCUAUCUGUAUAAUAAAGUUGUAAAACACAA
Drosophila grimshawi is the source of this 1289-nucleotide messenger RNA. RefSeq names its product CRAL-TRIO domain-containing protein C3H8.02. Lineage: Eukaryota; Metazoa; Arthropoda; Insecta; Diptera; Drosophilidae. The transcript is spliced from 2 exons. The coding region runs from base 152 to 823 and encodes 223 amino acids. The record is from RefSeq and is a predicted model, not a curated record.